Verruconis gallopava is the source of this 3624-nucleotide messenger RNA. RefSeq names its product isoleucine-tRNA ligase. Gene Ontology annotation, molecular function: isoleucine-tRNA ligase activity; aminoacyl-tRNA deacylase activity; ATP binding. Gene Ontology annotation, biological process: isoleucyl-tRNA aminoacylation. The transcript has a single exon. NCBI's taxonomy places the organism in Eukaryota, Fungi, Ascomycota, Dothideomycetes, Venturiales, Sympoventuriaceae. Bases 123 to 3365 code for a protein of 1080 amino acids. The record is from RefSeq and is a predicted model, not a curated record.
AGCUCAGAAUUUCGGGGUACACAGCGCACAAAAAUACAACAUUUGCAAUUGUUGCCUUUCCCACUUUGGCCGUGACAUAGCGCGCAUAUAUACCCAGAGGCCUAUUGCAGGCACAAGGCAACAUGGCGGGCAUCAACUUUCCUGCCGAGGAAGAGCGCAUUCUGAAGUACUGGGAAGAGAUUGACGCCUUUCAAAGACAAGUAGAACUCACAAGGGGUCUUCCCCGAUAUACAUUCUACGACGGGCCCCCGUUCGCCACCGGUCUCCCCCACUAUGGGCAUUUACUCGCCUCUACUAUCAAAGAUGUUGUACCAAGGUACUGGGCCAUGAAGGGCCGCUAUGUCGAGCGACGCUUCGGCUGGGAUACGCACGGCGUACCCAUUGAGUUCGAAAUUGACAAAAAGCUGGGCAUGUCAGGAAGAGAUGCAGUCGCAAAGCUCGGUAUCGAGAAGUAUAACGCUGAGUGCAGGGCUAUUGUCAUGCAGUAUGCAUCGGAAUGGAGGACCACCAUUGGUAGACUCGGGCGUUGGAUCGACUUUGACAACGACUACAAGACGAUGAACUUUUCGUACAUGGAGUCAGAAUGGUGGAUCUUCAAGAGGCUUUGGGACAAGGGCGCUGUAUACCGAGGCCUGAAGAUCAUGCCUUACUCAACCGCCCUGAACACGGUCCUCAGUAACUUUGAGGCCAGCCAGAAUUACAAAGAUGUCCAAGACCCUGCCAUCGUGGUAAAUUUCCCCUUGUUGGACGACCCGAAUACAUGCCUUCUUGCUUGGACAACCACGCCGUGGACGCUGCCCAGUCAUCUCGCACUCGCUGCGCAUCCGGACUUUGAAUAUGUUAAGAUUCUCGAUGAGCAGUCUGGCAAGCACUACAUUUUGUUGGAGGCCUUACUGAAAACCAUCUACAAGGACCCGAAGAAGGCGAAAUUCAAGAUUGUUGAGAAGAUCAAAGGGAAGGAUAUGGCGGGCUGGAAGUACACCCCGCCCUUCGACUACUUCUACGAGGAGUUCAAAGACGUGGCUUUCAAGGUUGUGAACGCCACAUAUGUCACGACUUCAGAUGGUGUUGGUAUCGUUCACCAGGCCCCGGCGUUUGGCGAGGACGAUUACAAGGUUGCCUUAGAGACAGGAAUUAUCAACGACAAGAGACUUCCACCUAUCCCUAUUGACGAAUCUGGAAUUUUUCUCGACUCCGUCCGAGAUUUCAAGGGUAUGCACGUCAAGGCUGCAGACAAGGCCAUCAUCAAGAAUCUGAAGGAGAGAGGACGAAUCGUCGUGGACAGCCAGAUCAUGCACAGUUACCCAUUCUGUUGGCGAUCCGACACCCCACUGAUCUACCGAGCAGUUUCGUCAUGGUUUGUUCGCAUUCCCGAAAUUAUCCCUCAAAUGCUAGAGAACAUCAACAACUCGCACUGGGUGCCGGAUCAUGUCAAGUCGAAGCGAUUCACGGAGUGGAUCAAGAACGCACGAGACUGGGCUGUAUCCAGAAACAGAUAUUGGGGUACGCCUAUACCGCUUUGGGUGAACAGCGACUUCUCCGAAAUCGUUUGCGUAGGAAGUGCCAAGGAGCUCAAGGAACUUAGCGGAUACCAGGGAGAAAUCACAGACUUGCAUAAGGAUAAGAUCGACAAUAUCACUAUUCCAAGCAAGAAGGGCGGUGAGCCGUUGAGACGUGUCGACGAAAUUUUCGACUGCUGGUACGAAUCUGGAAGCAUGCCUUAUGCGGGUAUUCAUUACCCGUUCGAGAAUGAGGAUGUUUUCAAGGAGGCAUUCCCUGCCGAUUUCAUUGCGGAAGGGCUGGAUCAAACCAGAGGUUGGUUUUACACCCUGACAGUGUUGGGUACGCAUCUCUUUGGCAAGCUGCCAUUCCAAAACUGCGUUGUGAAUGGUAUAGUGCUCGCCGAGGACGGGAAGAAAAUGUCGAAACGGUUGAAGAAUUACCCCGACCCGAAUCUUGUCAUGAAGAACUACGGCUCUGACGCACUUCGCUUGUAUCUCAUCAACUCUCCCGUUGUGCGAGCAGAGUCUUUACGGUUCAAAGAGUCGGGCGUGAAGGAAAUCGUAUCAAAAGUUCUACUGCCACUCUGGAAUAGCUACAAGUUCUUUGAGCAGCAAACAGCUCUUUUGAAGAAAGUUGAGGAUCUCGAUUUUGUCUACGAUCCUGCCCUCGAGAAGACAAACACCAAUGUCAUGGAUCGGUGGAUCCUAGCAAGUAUUCAGAGUUUGCUGAAGUUCGUCAAUGCGGAGAUGGCUGCGUACCGGCUAUACACCGUCGUUCCCGAAUUGUUGAGUCUAAUCGACAGCACCACGAACUGGUACAUCAAGCUCAACCGAUCUCGCCUAAAGGGUGCGUUUGGUGUUGAUGACACUAAACAUGCCCUGAACACGCUCUUCGAAAUUCUCUUCACGCUAUGCCGUGCCCUUGCUCCUUUCACACCCUUCAUCGCUGACACCAUAUACCAACGACUUCUGCCGCACAUUCCCGACUCGAGGAGAGGCAAGGAUCCACGAAGUGUGCAUUUCCUAUCCUUCCCCGAGGUACGGGAGGAACUGUUUGACACAGUCAUUGAGAGACAAGUCAAGCGAAUGCAGGCGGUCAUUGAUCUUGGUCGCGUGUGUCGUGAGAGAAGAACCAUUGGUCUAAAGACGCCUCUUAAGACACUCACGAUCAUCCAUCCGGAUCAGGAGUUCCUCGACGAUGUCAAGAGCCUCGAACAAUACAUCAGUGAUGAAUUGAAUGUAAGAGACAUUGAAUUCAGUAGCGACGAGGACAAGUACAACGUGCAGUACUCUGUGUCAGCCAACUGGGCGGAGUUGGGCAAGAAGCUGAAGAAGGAUAUGGGGAAGGUGAAGAAAGCCCUACCCAGUUUGAGCUCGGAAGAUUGCAAGAGCUAUUUCAACACCGGGACAAUCACAGUCGAUGGCAUCAAGCUGGACAAGGGAGAUUUGGUUGUUAAGCGUGCACCAAAAGAAAGCGAAGCUUCGAAGACGCAAGAAUUCAACACGGACAACAGUGUCAUCAUCAUUCUUGAUGUGCAAAUGUAUCCCGAGCUGGAGAAGGAAGGCAUCGCUCGAGAAAUCAUCAACCGUAUCCAGCGUUUGAGAAAGAAAGCCAACUUGGUUCCGACAGACGACGUAGGAAUGGAGUAUAAGGUCCUGACCGACCCUGAUAACAUUGGAUUAGAGGAGGUGUUUGAGACGCAGAGUGCAGCGAUUGAGAAGGCGCUAAGACGACCUGUUGAUAAGCAUGUCGUUACUGAGGUGGAGGGAAAGAUUGUGGAUGGGAAGAAGGAAGACAUUAUUCUAGAGGAGGAGCAGGAAAUCCAAAAAGCGACGUUUCUGCUUAGACUUGUUAAGUUGUAGAAGCACGCAUGGGCAUAGACAAAGGCCUCUCCUUACGUAAAAACGCACGGCACAAAGAUGAGCGAUGAAGACAACAAUGAUGGACGGGUGAAGUUGAGGACAAAAAAAUUAAGUAGAUUAGUGAUUGAAGCAUGACUAGAUUGCGCUCAAUGCACAGUUUAUGGCGACUUAUUAGCCUUUACUGUACGCAGCCUGCAUAUUUGUUUAUCAGCGUUGUCUUCGAUGGCCAAGUCAUGCUACGUGCGCCGCACCGUAUAGC